AUGAGAGGUGUGAAUGGUGGCCGUGCUUCCCGUCUUCGUACGGCUUUUUGGGCCGUGCUGCUGGAGGCCUGUAUAGCGCCUACACUAGGGCAAGGUAACGGCGAGACACUGGGAUUACAGGCAGAUGCGGAACCUGGAACUCUCCAUUGGGCGUUGGCCGUGAUCCUCGGGCUGAUCCUCAUUGCGGGACUGAUUCGCUCCUACCGCAUCCUCAAGCAGACGCAGCACCUCACGGUGGUUCGACAUGCUCCAGAGGGGAUGCGAAUCGUGGAAUGCGGCAAUUGUCGCACGCCACAGUAUGUUAGUGCACAUGGGCGCAUUUUUAUUUGCUGCACCUGCCAUUGUGCCAAUCGGAUACCUUUGGAGAUCGGCCGCUCAGAGGAGCUGAUUGUUCCGGAGGGUCCGCUGAAGAAGUUCGAGUUCAAGAAGGGUGGAGAAAACUACUGGCAGGAGGGAAGCGAAAUGUUCGAACAAGACAAAGAAGCAGAGGCGAGGGUGGCCUUGAAGAAUCAACGCCGGAACGCACACGUGGUGAAGCCGUUGAAGGACCUUCCAGACCGCGACCACUGGGAGGCUCUUUUGACCACCAAUUGGCAGAAUCUCAUUGAUGCCCCGGCAAGUGUCAAAGCGGAUUUUCGCUGCAUCGAAAUCGCCACGAAGCAAACCUGGAAGGCGCUGCGCUACGCCGCGGAGGAGCUUCGUGAUGAUCCGGUCUUCGUGCUGCCAAUGGUGGAAAGCUGUUGGUGGGCACUGGAAUGUUUAGGGGACAAUGCUCGACGAGACGAGGAAGUCGCAGCAGCCGCGUUGAAGCAGAGCAGCCUAGCCUUUGAGUGUCUUCCACCUGAGAUGCGAGAGGACCUCAUCACCUUGCAGGAAGCCGUGCGAAGUGAUGGGACAGCCUUGCGGUACGCCUCCAAGGAGCUCCGAGGCGACCGGAGCCUGGUGGAGGCCGCGGUGAAGCUGGAUGGAGGCGACGCCCUGCAGUACGCCGUUGAGGAGCUUCGGAACGACUCGCGCCUGGUCCUGGAGGCCUUGAAGGCUCCAAGGGGUUCGUCGAAAGCUCUGGCAUUUUCCUCGAAGUUGGCGGCAGAUCGAGCUUUUGUUCUUGAAGUUCUCAAGAAAGAUGGGCUCAGCCUACAAUACGUCUCACCCAUUCUGAAGGCUGACACCAGCGUCGUGCUCGCUGCCUUGCAGCAGAACGGCGAGGCCUUGGAGUUUGCGCCCGAGAAGUUCCAGUCGAGUCGCAAGGUGGUGGACGUGGCUGUGAAGCAGAAUCCCAGAGCCCUUCGCUUCGCUUCGGAGACUCUUCGAUCAGACGAAGAGUUGGUGAAGGAAGUGGCACAAGUGGAUGGAUCUGUGCUGCAAUAUGCAUCUGAGACUCUUUGUGCCAACAAACGAGUCGUCAACAAAGCUGUGGCUCAGUCUUGGGAAGCUCUUCCCUUUGAGCAGGUGGAAGAGGGGCUUUCAAUUGAGCUCUUGCUGGACACUGUGAAGCAGGACUGGCGAGCGAUCAAGGAGAUCUUGCGGAAGAACCCGGAUCCUCCGGAGGACUUCUUGGUGGAGGCGGCCACCAUCAAUCCAGAGAUUGUCAGAGCACAAGAGUUACGAGGACACCGGUCGGUGGCGGCGGCGGCGCUGGAAGGGAAUGGCUUGAUGUUGCACUAUUUGCUUCCGGAUUUGCGUGCUGACCAAGAAUUGGCCUCCAUUGCUGUGCGCCAGAAUCCGGACGCCAUGGGAGAAGUCCAUCCAUGUCUCCGCCGGGAAAACGACCUGCUGAAGCUCCAGAAGGAGGGCUUGGUGCGGCGGGCUCGCUUGGAACUUCGUAGGCGCCGGGCGAAAUCCGACACCGUGGCAGCCGAAGCCGUCGCCGAUCACGAGAUGGACCGAGACGGCGACGUGGCGGACUGGACGGAGCCGAUACCAGAGAAGCUGCCGGAGAUGCUGCCGGAUCCGCCGGAUCCGAAGAUGGAGAAAGAGGAGAUUAGCCAAGAAGAGCUCGAAGACGGCGCAGAUGUGUCGCCCACCUCCUCGCGACCUCCAAGAGCGGCCGAGGAGAAUGAUGUCGGUAAAGUGGCGGCGUCGAUCAUUGGGAAGGUGGAUGUGGAAAGUGCUAGCGGGGCUGAAGAUGGUCUGCCACAGUGCGUUGUUUGUUUGGACGAGCCCGGGUGCAUGGUGCUGCUUCCCUGUGCGCAUGGAGGUGUGUGCGAGGAGUGCGUGACACGGAUUGUCCAGAAUCGUGCAUUUGGCGGUGCUCAUUGUCCACACUGUAGAUCAAACAUUAGCACUAUCGUGAAGCUUCAGGAGGUCGAAGGAGAACUGGCGAAGGGCGUCGAACUUCGGAUACCUAUGGCCAGACCUGUGGCGAAUGCCUGA
This is a messenger RNA of Durusdinium trenchii, 2373 nucleotides long. Lineage: Eukaryota; Dinophyceae; Suessiales; Symbiodiniaceae. The record is from the annotation of a GenBank genome assembly.